AUGGCUGUCCAGCUACGGUCCUUUCCCUCGCAGUCUUCGGACGACAUGCGAUUAGACGACUACCUGGACGACAAGCUCCAGUCCACCAUGGACCUGGACAACCUCGACGAGCUGCUCGCCAGUGUCGAGGAGCAGCACGUCCAGCUCCAGUCCCAGCUCGACGACGCAUCCCACGCCCUCGAGGUCGCGCGCCAGUCUGCCGACCAGAGCCAGGCCUCGCUGCAGAAGCAGAUCGACGACUUCCAGUCCCUACAGCGCAGCAUCGACGUCCGCCUGCAGAUCGUCUCGAGCUCCGACGCCCCGGACGAGGCCAUCCGCAGGCUCGAGGGCCCCAUGCACAGGCUGCAGAAGGUCGAUCUGGCGCACAAGUACCUGCUGUUGCUGCAGGAUGUCGAAAACCUGCGGACAGAGGCCCGGAGCCACCUGCCGAAGAGCCCAAAGGCCGCGCUGGAGCCCUAUACCAGGUUGAAGCAGCUGGGGCAGUACCUGCACGAGCUGCAGCCCCAGGCAGACUAUGCUGCAACGCAUCUGGUGGCGCAUGUUGCUAAAAUCGCCGAGAAUCUCUGGGACGAGAUGAAGAGAACCAUGUGGGCGGAGAUGGAUGGGAUCCUCAUCAAGAGGGGCUGGCCGAAGAAGGUGGAUGCCCGGUCAGAGAUCGACGAGGAGUGGAAGGAGUGCUUCGAGAAGCUGGUGGACCUGCAGGUCCCAGAGGUUCUCUAUUCGGACGGCGUGGUGACGCUGCUGCCUGUCGAUGUCAUGGCGCAGAACUGGACCAAGGAAUUCCGAUACCACUUCAUGAGCGACAAGCCCACGAGCAAGCCGCAGAUCAUUGGGGCGCAGUGUUUUCCAUGGAUUACGACCCUCCUGGAGGAGUGGGACGACUUCAUGCGUGACAACUUUGGGUUCAUACUCGCGACAAAGUUCAGCGACACGGCAGCGGCCAACAAGAUGGUAUACAUGGACCCGACGUGCGCCCUUAUCACCUCGUUGCUGCCCGUCAUCAGGGAGAAGGUCAAUUCGGCUGUGGAGGUGGCCCUGAAGGACCCGGUGUUUUUGAGCAGCCUGAUGUCACAGCUGAUGACCUUUGACGAUACUUUGCGAUCCAGGUUCAACUAUGACGGAGGCGACCUCGAGCGAGGCUGGGGUGGUCUCACCUCUGAGGUGCUGGACAAACACUUUGACAAGUGGCUCGAGGCGGAGAAGACUUUUGCCCUGGACAGGUAUAAAGGAAUCAUGGCCACACCAGACGCUGGCCAGAUUGACCACGAGUAUAACGGCCCGGGAAAGACCAAACCGACUUACGGUGCUGUCCGCGUCACAGACCUCCUUCGCUCUGUGACGACUCAAUACGAGCGGGUCAGAAGGUUCUCCCACAAGUUGCGCUUCCUGAUCGAGAUCCAGCUGGAGAUCUUGGACUCGUACCAUGACCGGCUAAACGGUUCUUUGGGGGCUUACAAGGCUAUGACUUCCACUGCCGGCAAGAUGGUGUAUGGGGCCACCAAAGAGCAAUUAGCAGCCCUCGAGGGGACCGGGGCAUUCGAGACGCUUUGCAAGGUCUUUGGUAGCACCGAUCACGUUGUCAACGCCCUGAAGGACUGGAGCAACGAGGAGUUCUUUGUGGACCUGUGGGACCGGCUGCAGGCGAGGGCCACCAAGUCCGACGACCAGGGCAACCUCGCGGGCGGAAUGAGCCACGACGAGGUCAAGGGCCGGACGUCGCAGACGGUCGGCACAGGCGAGGACGGCGGGAUCCUUUUCGACGAGACCAUCAAGGCGUACACGGAGCGGCGGACGGCGGCCCAGGACCUGCUGACCGAGGCGGUCAUCAGGUCGCACGCGGACGCGUUCCGCGCCUACAUCCAGCGGGCGCAGUGGACCGUCGUCAGCGAGGACACGGCCGCCGUCGACCCGUACCAGCUGGCCAUCACGGCGGAGCUCGACGAGCCGCUGCGCAUCAUCAAGCGCAACUUUGACUUCCUCGCGCGCGCCAUCGGCGCCGCCGUCGUGCGCCGCGUCGUCCGUGGGGCCCUCGACAGCCUACAGGACACGCUGUGGGGCGACGUCCUGCGAAAGAACAAGUUCACCGCCCUUGGUGCCGCUCAGUUCAUGCGCGACCUGCACGCCGUGUUCGCCAUGGUCGACCGCUACGUGCCCAACGCAUCCGAGGCCAUGGCCACGCUCGCGGACGCCGUGAAGCUGCUCAACCUGCCUCUCGAGGCCGAGGACGGCUUCAUGUCGCUCAAGAAGGCCAGUGACCGCGUGUUCACUGAUAAUGCCGAGGCGAGAAAGGUGAUAGAGGAGCUCGGCAUUGAUACGCUUGAGCCCGGAAAUGCGAGGAUGAUCCUGCAGAGGCGCGUUGAGAACAGUGAUUAG
This is a messenger RNA of Diaporthe citri, 2373 nucleotides long. RefSeq lists its product as uncharacterized. The record is from RefSeq and is a predicted model, not a curated record. The coding region runs from base 1 to 2373 and encodes 790 amino acids. Gene Ontology annotation, biological process: endoplasmic reticulum to Golgi vesicle-mediated transport; regulation of ER to Golgi vesicle-mediated transport; retrograde vesicle-mediated transport, Golgi to endoplasmic reticulum. The transcript has a single exon. Gene Ontology annotation, cellular component: Dsl1/NZR complex. NCBI's taxonomy places the organism in Eukaryota, Fungi, Ascomycota, Sordariomycetes, Diaporthales, Diaporthaceae.